Gastrolobium bilobum is the source of this 3195-nucleotide messenger RNA. Its product is annotated as serine/threonine-protein phosphatase BSL1. Gene Ontology annotation, molecular function: protein binding; phosphoprotein phosphatase activity. Gene Ontology annotation, biological process: brassinosteroid mediated signaling pathway. The record is from RefSeq and is a predicted model, not a curated record. Bases 203 to 2818 code for a protein of 871 amino acids. The transcript is spliced from 21 exons. NCBI's taxonomy places the organism in Eukaryota, Viridiplantae, Streptophyta, Magnoliopsida, Fabales, Fabaceae.
UGUUUGUUUAUUUGUUCCCUUCGUUCAAUGAAUGGGCUUAGUGACAUAAAUAAGCAUGAGCUGUGAACUCAGUAGCUUUUUAACUCCACCCACAAUAACAGAAGAAAAGUAGAAAAAAAAGAAGAAAAAACCCACUUUUCUUUUUAGGGUUCUUGUUUAAAUCAUCAAAUUUUGUGGUAGUUGCUGCUAGUGGAGAUUUUCGAUGGGGUCGAAGCCAUGGCUGCACCCCGCUUCCACUUAUGGUCCUCUUGAAACCUACUGGGACACCGAUGAAGAUGCUCCUGGUCCUCGCUGUGGUCAUACGCUCACCGCCGUCGCUGCCACCAAGUCACUUGGUCCCCGCUUGAUCCUCUUCGGCGGCGCCACUGCCAUUGAAGGAGGAUCUUCUUCAGCUCCCGGCAUUCGGUUAGCUGGAGUCACAAAUUCGGUCCAUUCUUAUGACAUUCAGACUAGAAAAUGGACUAGUAUUAAGCCUGCCGGAGAGCCGCCGUCUCCUCGGGCUGCUCAUGCCGCUGCUGCAGUUGGAACAAUGGUUGUUUUUCAGGGUGGGAUAGGUCCUGCUGGACAUUCUACUGAUGAUCUCUAUGUGCUUGACCUGACCAAUGAUAAAUACAAAUGGCACAGGGUCGUCGUACAAGGGCAAGGACCCGGGCCUCGCUACGGCCAUGUAAUGGACUUGGUUGCUCAGAGAUAUCUUGUUACUGUCAGCGGAAAUGAUGGGAAAAGAGUUGUAUCUGAUGCUUGGGCUUUGGAUACUGCUCAAAAACCUUAUGUGUGGCAGAGGCUGAACCCAGAAGGUGAUAGACCUUCCGCUAGAAUGUAUGCAACUGCUAGUGCCCGCUCAGAUGGAAUGUUUUUGCUGUGUGGUGGAAGGGACUCUACUGGAACUCCACUCGCAGACGCCUAUGGACUGCUCAUGCAUAGGAAUGGCCAGUGGGAAUGGACCCUUGCACCUGGAGUUUCCCCUGCACCAAGGUAUCAACAUGCCGCGGUUUUUGUUGGUGCGAGAUUGCAUGUUACAGGAGGUGUUCUCAGGGGUGGACGGGCUGUGGAAGGCGAAGCAGCUGUUGCAGUAUUGGACACCGCUGCUGGGGUUUGGUUGGACAGAAAUGGCAUUGUGUCCUCCUCACGCUCAAACAAAGGUCAUGAUUCUGACCCUUCUUUGGAGCUUAUGCGUCGUUGUCGCCAUGCUGCAGCAGCUGUUGGUGUUCAUAUAUAUAUCUAUGGCGGUCUUAGAGGAGAUAUACUACUAGAUGAUUUUUUAGUUGCUGAAAAUUCACCAUAUCAGCCCGACAAUAAUUCUCCUGUGUUAAUGGCUGAGAGAGCUUCACCUGUUACAAGCCCCAAACACAAUCAUUCUAACUCGAAUCCCUCAUCUGGUGGCUCAGGCAUGGACGAAAAUUCCAUGGAGAAACUGAGGGAGGCAUCAGCUGCUGAAGCUAAGGCAGCGAGUGCUGUAUGGCAAGCUGUGCAGUCUAUAUCAAGUAGUCCUGCAGAAGAAACAUCUGUCUCAGAUGACAACUCACAAGCUGCAGAAACAGUUUCAGAUGGAAGUGACACAGAGGGAGAUGUUCGCCUUCAUCCUAGAGCUGUUGUAGUUGCUAAAGAGGCUGUAGGUAACCUAGGUGGAAUGGUGAGACAAUUAUCACUAGAUCAAUUUGAAAAUGAAAGCAGACGCAUGGUUCCCAUAAAUAAUGAUUCGCCAUAUCCUACGAAAAAGUUCACCAGACAGAAAUCCCCUCAGGGUUUACAUAAAAAGAUAAUUUCUACUUUGCUUCGGCCUCGCAACUGGAAAGCUCCAGCAAACAGGCGGUUCUUCUUGGAUUCUUAUGAAGUGGGUGAGCUUUGCUAUGCUGCUGAGCAAAUAUUUAUGCAUGAACCAACUGUUCUUCAGCUUAAAGCUCCUGUCAAAGUAUUUGGUGAUCUUCAUGGUCAGUUUGGUGAUUUGAUGCGGCUAUUUGAUGAAUAUGGGUUUCCUUCAACUGCAGGAGACAUCACGUAUAUUGACUACCUGUUUUUGGGAGAUUAUGUUGAUCGAGGACAGCACAGCUUGGAAACAAUCACCUUGCUUCUUGCUCUUAAGAUUGAAUAUCCUGAGAAUGUUCACUUGAUACGUGGAAACCAUGAAGCUGCUGACAUAAAUGCACUAUUUGGUUUUCGUAUAGAGUGCAUUGAAAGAAUGGGAGAAAAUGAUGGAAUAUGGGCAUGGACACGUUUCAAUCAACUUUUUAACUAUCUUCCGCUAGCUGCUCUUAUUGAAAAGAAAAUUAUCUGUAUGCAUGGUGGCAUUGGAAGAUCUAUCCAUUCAAUAGAACAGAUAGAGAAGCUUGAAAGGCCCAUAACAAUGGAUGCAGGAUCUAUUAUUUUAAUGGACCUUUUAUGGUCUGAUCCCACAGAAAAUGAUAGUGUAGAGGGUUUGAGACCAAAUGCUAGAGGGCCAGGGCUUGUCACUUUUGGGCCUGAUCGCGUCAUGGAAUUCUGUAAGAGAAAUAAAUUGCAGCUCAUUAUAAGGGCCCAUGAAUGUGUCAUGGAUGGUUUUGAGCGAUUUGCCCAGGGACAAUUAAUCACACUUUUUUCUGCAACUAACUAUUGUGGAACUGCAAACAAUGCGGGAGCUAUACUGGUAGUUGGUAGGGGCUUGGUUGUGGUUCCAAAAUUGAUUCAUCCCUUACCACCUCCCCUUCAGUCCCCCGAGACAUCUCCUGAGCGUGUCAUGGAUGAGACAUGGAUGCAGGAGCUUAAUAUUCAGAGACCACCAACUCCUACUAGGGGUCGACCACAGCCUGACCUUGACCGUGGCUCACUAGCAUAUAUAUGAUAUAAUUCAUGACAUGAAAUGCAGCACUUGAGGAUAUCUCAUCAGGCUUGAUACCCUGCUCACCAAAUGUUCUGUUCAUAUCUUUGUUGUUGACAGAAUACAUAUUUAUUUUGUACUGUAUUUUUUUUCUAGUUGCAGAAAGUCAAAUUGUUGUUAUAUACAGGCUCGAGAGAGCGCAUUAUGAGUGAUUAUCUUGUGGAGAUUGGAUUUAUAAGGCAUGGGACGUGGAUAAAGUGGAAGAGAUGUUGGUGUCUUCUACUCCUCAACAUAGGAAUGACUUUUAGUGAGGGAUAUAGGGUUUGAUUAAUAUGUAUAUUAUGUCAUAAAAGAAAUAUGUAAUUUUUCCUUUAUAGAAAUGUUUAUAACUUUUUGAUCAA